AUGCAGGUGCCACUCUUUCGAUUGCAGUGCGGGGUUAAUAGCUACGACUGGGUUGUUGAACUUGGUCGCCCAGGUAAAAUUGGCAAUGAAUCUGCUGCUGCACAAUACGCUGCCGCCACGCCCGCUGCCGAGUUCUCCGUUCAGAAUGAUAAACCCUACGCAGAGCUGUGGAUGGGCACUCAUCCUUCCCUGCCGUCUAAAGAUCUAGGAACCGAUCGUACGCUCUUGGAUCUCGUCCAGUCAAACCAAGCCUUGCUGGGUUCUGAGAUCUUUGAAAAAUACAACGGAAAACUUCCUUUCUUGUUUAAAGUCUUAUCUAUCCGAAAAGCCCUGAGCAUUCAAGCCCAUCCGAAUAAGAAACUCGCCGAGGUGUUGCAUCAACGUGACCCCAAAAAUUACCCCGAUGACAACCAUAAGCCUGAGAUGACCAUUGCCAUUACUCCUUUUGAAGGACUUUGUGGCUUCCGCCCCCUAGCUGAAAUUGCCCAUUUCCUUCGGACUGUUGAGCCGCUUCGUGAACUGGUUGGCGAAAAGGGAGCAGAGGAUUUUGAAAAAAUUGUGAUGGGAGGAUAUUCUGGCGUGACGGAGAAGAACAAGGCCGCCUUACGUGUGCUUUUUACGACCUUGAUGCAGUCGUCCCCCGACUCCAUCGCUCACGCGGCCCGGAAACUCGUCAAGAAAGCUCAGAGUUCACCCGAUACUUUCGCCGUGUCUGAGACUUUAUCGUCAACAAACCCCACCAGCCCAUCCGAGCUCGCAGCGCUCGUCAUCAGGCUCAACCAGGAGUUUCCAAACGAUAUCGGACUUUUCGUCCUCUUUUUCCUGAAUUUCAUUAAGCUUAAUCCAGGAGAAGCGAUGUUCCUCAAGGCCGACGACAUCCACGCCUACAUUAGCGGCGAUAUAAUUGAAUGCAUGGCUUCGUCUGACAACGUUGUCCGUGCUGGCUUCACUCCAAAAUUCAAGGAUGUGUCUACACUCACCAGCAUGCUGACUUACUCGUAUGCGCCGAUUGAAGAACAAAAGAUGGAGCCCACAGAAUACCCAUACGUGACGCUUAAUACCGUCGCAUACACAAGUGGCUCGUCAGCUUUGCUCUAUGAUCCACCCAUCGAGGAGUUCAGCGUCAUCAAGACUGACUUAAACCGUACGGGUGCGAAAGCAACUUUUGAACCUAUUAGCGGACCCAGUAUCAUCAUCUGCACUAGUGGUCACGGUCGCAUCAGUGUAGGAGACGCAAAGAGUGAAGCAGUCAAGCCCGGCUAUGUAUUUUUUGUGGGAGCCACGGCAGAGUGUGUCCUCGAGAACAGCGGCGCGGAAGGAGAUGAUGUCCCAUUCACCACUUUCAAAGCGUUUUGCGAGCUUGCCCUGGAAUAG
Messenger RNA from Uncinocarpus reesii 1704, 1374 nucleotides. RefSeq names its product phosphomannose isomerase type I. Gene Ontology annotation, biological process: carbohydrate metabolic process; GDP-mannose biosynthetic process. The coding region runs from base 1 to 1374 and encodes 457 amino acids. Gene Ontology annotation, molecular function: zinc ion binding; mannose-6-phosphate isomerase activity. The transcript has 5 exons. Gene Ontology annotation, cellular component: cytosol. The record is from RefSeq and is a predicted model, not a curated record. NCBI's taxonomy places the organism in Eukaryota, Fungi, Ascomycota, Eurotiomycetes, Onygenales, Onygenaceae.